Molecule: messenger RNA, 1410 nt
Organism: Balearica regulorum gibbericeps (East African grey crowned-crane)
Lineage: Eukaryota; Metazoa; Chordata; Aves; Gruiformes; Gruidae
Source: RefSeq, a predicted model, not a curated record
AUGAACAAGAUGAAAAAUUUCAAGCGGAGGUUUUCACUCUCGGUUCCGCGGACAGAGACCAUCGAGGAGUCACUGACGGAGUUCACGGAGCAGUUCAACCAGCUCAACAACCGGAGGAAUGAAGGGCACCUGCAGCUGGGACACCUGGGCAGGGACUUCCGAGCAGACACCAGCCCCAUCUCCCCCUCCGAGGUGGAAGGCCAGUCGCCGAUGGCCGUAUGCUACCGCAACAACAACCAGCGUCGCUUCUCCAUGGAGGACGUCAGCAAGCGUCUCUCCCUGCCCAUGGACAUCCGCCUCCCCCCUGAAUUCUUGGAGAAGCUGCAGAUGGAGAGCCCGGAGUUCCCCAAGCCCCUCAGCAGGAUGUCCCGACGGGCUUCCCUCUCAGAUAUCGGGUUUGGGAAGCUGGAAACUUACGUUAAACUGGAUAAACUGGGAGAGGGCACUUACGCCACUGUCUUCAAGGGACGCAGCAAGCUGACCGAAAACCUCGUUGCCCUGAAGGAAAUCCGCCUGGAGCACGAGGAAGGGGCACCUUGCACGGCCAUACGGGAAGUGUCGCUGCUGAAGAACCUGAAACACGCCAACAUCGUGACCCUGCAUGACAUCAUCCACACGGAGCGCUCCCUCACCCUCGUCUUCGAGUACCUGGACAAUGACCUCAAACAGUACCUCGAUAACUGUGGGAACCUGAUGAGCGUGCACAACGUGAAGAUCUUCAUGUUCCAGCUGCUGCGUGGUCUGGCGUACUGUCAUGGGAGAAAGAUCCUGCACCGAGACCUCAAACCCCAGAACCUGCUCAUCAAUGAGAGAGGAGAGCUCAAGCUGGCUGACUUCGGACUAGCCAGAGCCAAGUCAGUCCCUACGAAAACGUAUUCCAAUGAGGUGGUCACGCUGUGGUACCGGCCCCCCGACGUCCUGCUGGGAUCUACCGAGUAUUCCACACCCAUUGACAUGUGGGGUGUUGGGUGCAUCCACUACGAGAUGGUCACCGGACGGCCCAUGUUCCCCGGCUCCACGGUGAAAGAAGAGCUGCAUUUGAUCUUCAGGCUGCUGGGAACCCCAACAGAAGACACCUGGCCUGGAAUAACAUCCAACGAGGAGUUUAAGGCUUACAAUUUCACGCAGUACCGAGCCCAGCCGUUAAUUAAUCACGCCCCGAGGCUGGACUCAGAAGGCAUUGACCUGCUGACGAACCUCCUUCUGUACGAAGCCAAAGGCCGGAUUUCGGCGGAGGCAGCCUUGCGGCACGCUUACUUCAAGAGCCUGGGAGAGCGGGUGCAUCUCCUGCCUGACAACGUCUCCAUCUUCUCCCUGAAGGAGAUCCAGCUUCAAAAGGACCCUGGCUACCGAGGCUCAGCCUUUCAGCAGUCAGCCCGAGGGAAGAACAGGAGGCAGAGUAUAUUUUAA